CGCUGCCACGUGCGCGCGCGGCAACAGUUUCAAAUAGCAUGUGUCCGCGGCCUGUUUGCGCAUGCGCAGGGACGCCGGCUCCAGCGCGCGUGCGCGCCUCGUGCUCAGCGGUCUCGUUGGCCUCACCUGGUCUGAGGGAGGAGGAGGGAAGUUUCUCGGUCCGAGCUUCUGCACAGACCGGGUCGGGUUUCUCCUGUUGGACUCCGGAGUUGGUGAAAGUUGAGGAGGGAAGGCGGUGAGAAGCCAGUGGGAGCCGAGGCGGCUCCAAAGAACAUGGCUUCUUGCUGGAAGAAGUGUCUCUGCUGGGCCAGCCAGACCCACCCGCCGGCGGCCCCGGGACACGAAGAAGGAGCUGAGGCGGCUCCGAAGGAACUGACGGCUUCUCCGUCCAAGAAGUCUCUUGGCCGGGCAAGCAAGGCACACCCGCCGGCGGCCCCGGGACUAGUGGAAGGAGCUGAGGCGGCUCCAAGAAACAUGGGUUCUUGCUGGAAGAAGUGUCUCUGCUGGGCCAGCCAGACCCACCCGCCGGCGGCCCCGGGACUAGUGGAAGGAGCUGAGGCGGCUCCAGAGAACAUGGGUUCUUGCUGGAAGCAGCUUUUUUGCUCAGCCUGGAAGAAGGGCCCCUCGGCCUCGGACCCGUUGCGUGACUGCGGGUUCUCCAGCGCCUUUUACCAUGUCCACCGUAAACAUCUGAGACCUUUCCACCAAGCCGCCUACACGGGUGACCUGCUCCUGUUGGACCACAUCGUGUGGAGCAUGGAAUGUGGCGUCAACGCCAGAGACAAGAAGAAGAGGACCGCUCUACAUCUGGCCUGUUCCUCUGGCCGGUCAAAAGUGGUGACUUUUCUAGUAAAGCAACGAUGUGAACUUAACAUCCGUGACGGCGAAGAGAGGACAGCUCUGAUGAAGGCCGUCCAGUGCCAGGAAGUGGAAUGUGCAGUUUUUCUGUUGGAACAAGGUGCCGAUCCAAAUCUUCAGGAUGUCUACGGCAACACUGCUCUCCAUUAUGCCGUGUACAAUGAGAAUGAGUUGCUAACGGCAGAACUACUUUCACACCAUGCAGAUAUUGAAGCCAAAAACAAGACUGACAUGACGCCACUUUUACUUGCUGUGAAUAAGAAAAGCCCAGCGAUGGUGGAGUUUUUACUAAAGAAAAAUCCAAAUGUAAAUGCAGUUGAUAAUUGGAAAAGAACUGCCUUCAUGCUUGCCUUACGUGGGAAAUCAUUAGAUAUAGCCAAUCUUCUUCUGCUUCACGGUGGCAUUGAUGUCUCUCUUAAAGACACGAGAGGAUGGACUGCAGAAGAUUAUGCUGCUUCCAAUGAUUUUAAAAUCCUUUACAAACACAUUCUAAUAGAGGAAGCAGGAAGUGGCAAUGAGAGCAGCCAAAAUUCUUCUAAGCAUCCUUCUCAAAAGAGCAAGCCAGAGGAUGAUGAUAGGAGAUCUGAAGACUCUUCUAGCAGUGAACUGGAAGUUGAUGUUUGUCAGUCAUGGCACUCGUCAGAUGAUGAAGACCCCCUUGGUCCUGAGCCCAAGAACCUUGAGAACAGGAAUUCUGAUAGUAUGAAGCUGUGGUUGAAAGCCUUCCCACAACAUCAGGCAAAGUCCAGGGCUUUUUCAUCCUGCCUUUCCAUCACCUGACCCUCUUCUGAAACCUUCUCUCAAGUCUUUAACAAACCCUGGUCUUACAAAGGAAGGACGAAAAAAGCCAACACCUGGAAAAAAAGUAAUAUGGUAUUGGUAUUAUUGAAAGUGCUCCUUGAGAGCAAAUAAAUAAUGACAGUUUUAUUUUCGUGUAAAAAACUAAUAGAGGUGGUAAGUUAGUAGUGAUUAUCUCUGAAAAUAUUUCUAUGCUUAAAUGCUGUUAUAAAAAAUCAAUUCAUGUGUGUAGACUAAAUAUAAUAUCCAUUUAUUUUAAAUACUUCUCUUUUACUAUCUUUCUAUAUACUACUGACUUCUUCCUGAAACUGCUUCAACCCUCUGAAAAUUCUUUUUUGCUAUUAAUUUUAUUUCAUUAAAAUCUUCGUGAGUGGAGAUAGACUUGUAUAUAUAUUUAAAAUUCAUAGUAAUAAAUGUCUCAUAAAUGUGUCUGUGAAUAACCUUCUAUAGAUAUAUCAGGAGAAGAGGAAAAUAUAAAAUUUCCGUUGGAACCUGAGAAUCUCUCUGAGCAUCUCCCGCCAACACCUGUUGUUCCUUUCGCUGAGGAUGCAGAUCAAGAAGGAGAAAAUACAGUAAAUGAAGAGGUAGAAGAGCCUCCCAAGGAAGAUCUUCCUUUGAAGCCUACAAUAGAAGCGAAAGAUUCUGUUGUGGAUGAAGCAGUAGGAAUGAAGAAUGUAGAAGAAUCCCCUUCAGCAGAACAAGAUUUGGAAGUGACAUCAGAGCAAAAGCAAUAAAGGCUUGAAGGAAGUGAAAAUAACCAGCGUCGGGAGAAAGUUUAAACACAUGUACCCUGACAGAAAAGACAUCUGAGAAACAGAAGUCCAUUAAUGGCCCACUUUUGCAUCUGCAAAAAUUGUCUCCAGAACCAGAACUGAAUAAGGAUUGUGACAGAGAAGUUGUAUCUAGAUAGCCAGCACUUCAUGCUGUGCAAAAGUCUGAGGAAAUGUCAGUCAAACCAGGCAAAGUAGAGAGGAAAAGUAAUUCAGAACUCAUCACAAAUGAGAUGAAGCAGAGUUUUGCUGAAAUUUGUGAAAAAUACAAACUUCUUGGUUGUUCUGAUGAGGAGCCUCUGCAAGAGAACUCUGAAGGAGCAACAAACCAAAAGGAAAUACUCCCUAACUUGACAGAUCGCAUGCUCGAUUAUAAGAAAAAGGAUGCAUCUAAAGUGCCGAUCUCUGGAGAAAUCCGGGCACUUCCUGAAGGAAAAGAUCCCCGUCUCAAAAAUGGCUUUCCAUGUCAGUCAUACUGUGGGUCCCCGGAAUAUGCUAAGAAAUAUACAAGCAUGGACCCUGGAUUGGAGAAUGUGAUUUCUUCUCCAUCACAUAGUGACAAAAUAUCAGAAAUACGUCUAGAGGAAGAAUUACAGCAAGACAUGCAAACAUUUAAGAAUGAGGUGGGCAUGUUACAAGCAGAGCUUUUGUGGCUCUGGAGAAAGAAAAAGUUCCACUUCAAAAAGAGGUUAAAGAAGAAAAGAAGCACAAAAGUAAUGAAAUGGUGGCAUCAGAAAACCUCUACGAUGGUGCUGCUGAUAACAGUGCCGAGGAUGGGGUAAUUCAAGAAAGAAAGAGUGGAAAACCUGACCGUCAGCACUUUCCUAGGAAGGAGAAUGAAGAGUCUGAUAGGAUGUCAGUCUCUCACCUGGGAUUCCUCCUGCCUUUGUAGUCCUUCCAUCUUAGCCUGUCUUGGGAGCUUCUCCUCAUGUCCCACCUUGGACACAUUGAAGUGUCCCAGGAUCAGUGGGAGGUAACUUAGAGACAUUUUAAGGAAGAAAGAUAUGAAACAAUAAUUGAAUAGUAAGUGUAAGAUCAAGGGCAAAUGUGUGGCAAAGAUGAUGAGAAUAAAGAAUAUAUUUUUGUGA
This is a messenger RNA of Lemur catta (Ring-tailed lemur), 3514 nucleotides long. Its product is annotated as putative ankyrin repeat domain-containing protein 19. The record is from RefSeq and is a predicted model, not a curated record. Gene Ontology annotation, molecular function: protein binding. NCBI's taxonomy places the organism in Eukaryota, Metazoa, Chordata, Mammalia, Primates, Lemuridae. Bases 274 to 1638 code for a protein of 454 amino acids. The transcript is spliced from 17 exons.